GGCAUCCGUCGUCAGAUCAUUAACUGAAGACGAAAUAAACAACUAUGCAAAAUUCUCACAUGGAUGAGUACAGAAAUUCUAGUAAUGGCAGCACAGGCAACAGUUCAGAGGUAGUGGUAGAACAGUCUGCUGAUUUCAGUACUGAGAUUAUGAAUGUUACGGAAAUGGAACAGUCCCCUGAUGGAUCUCCUAAUGUGAAUGCAACUACAGAAGAAAAUGAAAUAACAAAUGCUGUGGACCUUCCAGUGACAGAAACGGAAGCAAAUUUCCCUCCAGAAUAUGAAAAAUUCUGGAAAACUGUAGAAAACAAUCCUCAGGAUUUUACAGGCUGGGUAUAUUUGCUUCAGUAUGUAGAACAGGAGAAUCACUUGAUGGCUGCCAGGAAAGCAUUUGACAAAUUUUUCAUACACUAUCCGUAUUGCUAUGGUUACUGGAAAAAGUAUGCAGACCUUGAAAAGCGGCAUGACAACAUUAAACAAUCAGAUGAGGUGCGUUAAACCUCUACAGUUUGUCAAGCUUUGCAGUGCAAGCCUCUGUAUUACACUGCAGCUUAACAAACGCUGUCAUUGAUGCUCUAAUGGGUCUGUGCCCUAUGGUCUGUAACCCAAAGCCUGCCCACACAACCCGGUCAGAAUGCAGGGACUGCUGCGCUUUGAAGAUCAAGACUCUGCACGUGGGGAUCAGAACAUUGCCAUGUUCUAUCCAACCUCCACCCAAAUGGUGUAUCGUCGGGGGCUUCAGGCAAUACCUCUUAGUGUUGACCUAUGGAUACAUUAUAUAAACUUCUUAAAAGAAACAUUGGACCCUGGUGAAUCUGAGACAAAUAGUACAAUAAGAGGAACUUUCGAGCAUGCGGUUCUAGCUGCAGGAACAGAUUUCCGAUCUGACAGACUGUGGGAAAUGUAUAUAAACUGGGAAAAUGAACAGGGAAACCUGAGAGAAGUUACAGCUAUAUAUGAUCGUAUUCUUGGUAUUCCAACACAGCUGUAUAGCCACCAUUUUCAGAGAUUUAAAGAACAUGUACAGAAUAACUUGCCUAGAGAUCUGCUAACUGGUGAACAGUUUAUUCAGCUGCGAAGGGAAUUAGCUUCUGUAAACGGACAUAGUGGUGAUGAUGGUCCUCCUGGUGAUGAUCUACCGUCGGGAAUUGAAGACAUUACUGAUCCAGCAAAGCUAAUUACGGAAAUAGAAAACAUGAGACAUAGAAUCAUUGAAAUUCAUCAAGAAAUGUUUAAUUAUAAUGAGCAUGAAGUUAGUAAAAGGUGGACAUUUGAAGAAGGUAUUAAAAGACCUUAUUUUCAUGUGAAACCAUUGGAAAAGGCACAACUAAAAAACUGGAAAGAAUACUUAGAAUUUGAAAUUGAAAAUGGGACUCAUGAACGAGUUGUGGUUCUCUUUGAAAGAUGUGUCAUAUCAUGUGCCCUCUAUGAGGAGUUUUGGAUUAAGUAUGCCAAGUACAUGGAAAACCAUAGCAUUGAAGGAGUGAGGCAUGUCUUCAGCAGAGCUUGCACUAUUCAUCUCCCAAAGAAACCCAUGGUGCAUAUGCUUUGGGCAGCUUUUGAGGAACAGCAGGGUAAUAUUAACGAAGCCAGGAAUAUCUUGAGAACAUUUGAAGAAUGUGUUCUAGGAUUGGCAAUGGUUCGUUUGAGAAGAGUAAGUUUAGAACGACGGCACGGAAAUAUGGAAGAAGCUGAACAUUUGCUUCAGGAUGCCAUUAAGAAUGCCAAAUCAAAUAAUGAAUCAUCGUUUUAUGCUAUCAAACUAGCCCGGCAUCUUUUCAAAAUACAAAAAAACCUUCCAAAAUCAAGAAAGGUGCUUUUGGAAGCAAUCGAAAGAGACAAAGAGAAUACAAAGUUAUACCUCAAUUUACUUGAAAUGGAAUAUAGUGGUGACCUCAAACAAAAUGAAGAAAAUAUCCUAAAUUGUUUUGACAAAGCUAUACAUGGUUCAUUACCUAUUAAAAUGAGAAUUACAUUUUCUCAGAGAAAAGUGGAAUUUCUUGAAGAUUUUGGUUCAGAUGUUAAUAAGCUUUUGAAUGCUUAUGAUGAACAUCAAACACUCCUAAAAGAACAGGAUUCUUUAAAAAGGAAAGCAGAAAAUGGGUCAGAAGAACCAGAGGAAAAGAAAGCUCACACAGAAGAUACAACUUCAUCAUCUACACAGAUGAUUGAUGGUGAUUUACAGGCAAAUCAAGCUGCAUAUAAUUAUAGUGCCUGGUAUCAAUACAAUUAUCAGAAUCCUUGGAAUUAUGGACAGUAUUACCCUCCUCCUCCAACCUGAUGAGAAAAUAUAUCAGAUGGAAAGUGUGAAAAAUACGAAAUUAUUUUUUUUUAAUGAGGGAUGUAAACAUAGCGUAAACUUGUUGUAUUUGAUAACUUGUCUUCCUAUUUCUGUGUAACAUGAUUUGUUUAGUAAUAGGGGAAAAUGUCACUUAGUAGCUUACCACAGAUACUAUUUCCUACCAUUUAUAAAAUUUACUUUUUAUUGGAGAACUAUUUUUUUGAUUUUUGCAUUAAGUGGUCUAGAAUUCUUUUGCAAUGCAUUUGCAACAGAGUUUUGUAGCCUUAAGGGGUAGGAAAAAAAAAACUGACUGCAAAUCAUGUCAGUGUAAUACAAGAUCUGAAAAUACAUAAGGGCUGGUUAUUAAGGAUUUACCUCUGUAAAAAAAAUGGAUUUUUAACCUUUGAUGACAAGGUUUUGUCUGUUUCAGUUAUCCUUGUGAAUUUGGAUUUAACUGCAGAAAAGAUAUACUAUUAAACACUAUGUCUUGGGAUAGAGAUUAUAAAUGAAAAAAAAAGGAAUGUUUGCAUCCCUUUUAAAAAAUGAAAAUCAUAUCAAAAGUAUGUUGUUUCAGGAGACUUUGUAUUUAGAAUAUUCAUGUAAAACUUGUGAGCAAGCUUUCAUUUUGAUCAAACUGAUCAUCCUCAUUUUUGUAAUAAAACUGAAGACUCCUCUAUAAAUUGUUACGAAUUUAUUGGGGGGUGGAUCACCUCACAAUAUUAACUUUUAUUCAUCAUUAUUAGUGGUUCAUUGGUUUUGAAGUAUACUUUUCUUGAAUUUAGUUAUUAUCUUCUUGCCAGAAUUAGACCAUUUAGCUUUUUGCUUCCUCCGUUUCUGUGCUCAUUUUCACUAUACAGGAAUAUUUAUUUAAAGAUUUUUUAAGAGGAGGGGUACCUGGGUGGCUCAGUUAGUUGAGCGUCCGACUCUUGGUUUCAACUCAGGUCGUGAUCUCAGGGUUGAGAUUUGAGCCCCAUGUGGGGCUCCGAGCUCAGUGGGAAGUAAGCUUGAGAUUCUCUUUCUCUCCCUCUCUGCUCCUCACUCUCCCUCAGGUCAUGCACAUGCACUUUUUCUAAAAAAAGCUUAAAAAAAAAGUUCUUAAAAGAUCUUUAAAAAAAGGUAAAGAUUUUAAGAGGAGUGCCCCUGGCAAAGCUGUCUAGACAAUUUUACUGUAACUCCCUGUUCUGAUUAAAGCCUUAGCUCUGGUUAACCUAAUCAGAACAUUUAUAUAUUAACACCAAACAAAUCAAGACACUGAAUAUGUUUUUAUUGAACCUUUUAGUUUACAACAUGAGGUAAAAGGAAAGUCAUUUCUCCUUAACUAAUAUUUUACACAGCUGUAGUAAAAUAUUUCAAAUUUUAGGGAAUUAUAAUGGAUUACAUAUAUUAAAAGUUGGGGAUUGGGUAAACAAUAUCGGAGUUCUUGAAUUUUCCGGUUGACUCUUCCCUUACAAUAGUAACCAGCUCUAAUUAGUUACAUAAGUUUCUUCAAGGCCAUGUUUUAUUGUUGCUGAUGUCUUUAUAUCCGAAGCAUUGCUAUUUCAGUCAAUAUCCACUAACUCCACUUCAAAAAUGAGUUUUGCAUUUGGUGGAAUUCUGUUGAAGAAGUCAAGGUAAAUUCGAUAAAAAGUGUUUCUUCCUUCACUCCCAAUAACCUCAGUCUAAAAUUGAACUAUAUAUAAUGGAUAUUGGGUAUUAACCCCAAAGGGAAGGGCUUUAUGACUGACUGAGGCGCUAAUACAUACUAGCCUAGUGGUUCCUAAAAGUAUCUUUGUGAAUGGUGAUCAUAACCUAUCAGUAGAGGCUGACUAGAUAGGCUGAGCUUGACUAGGAUCUUCCUUUCUUGGAUGCCUCCUAGUACUCCCAACUUAACUACCACCUAAUGAGAAUUGCUGCUCUGUGCUUCAAAAAAAAAAGUGAUUUCAGUCUAGUUGGGUGUAAAAGUGAUAUUAAAUCAAAGUUCAUAUGAGGUAGUGCCUGAUCUCUGCUAUGAAUUUUAAGAUGCUGAGUUCAGAGAAGUGUGAUUUUUAUCUGAUUGGUUUUGAGAUGCUUCACAUGGGAGAGGGGGAGCUGUAGUUGGGCCACCUAGUUUUGAUAGGCUUAGAGGAGGACUAUUAUAUUCCUAAAUAAUCUUAACUGAUAAGAUUGGAGAGGACUUCCAAAUUUUUUAAAAGUUACUUUAACUGAUCCAAUUAGUCCAAUGGGAAUGGAACCAACAACAGAAAAAACUACCUUCUCACUUAGUUACGGGAUUGUUCUGGUCAGCAUGGUCAGGAGGCAUGGCUUUUUAAUUUUCACAAACCAGGCCUAUCAGAAAAGUAUUGCCAGUAGUAGUAAUCACAUAUGCUUACACAUUGUUGGACCCAUGGUCUCCUUAAUUUCAUAACUGGUAAUCCCCAACAUGUGUUCCAUUUCUAAGCUUUGAGUACCCAUUUACUUGCCUGAAAUUACACUGUAGCAUAAAAUAACCAUGAGCCAUACUUGUAUCCUGUAAUUUGCUUUAGUUGUUUGUACUGGACAUCUUUUUUUUUUUUUUUAAGAUUUUAUUUAUUUAUUGAGAGAGAGAGAAUGAGAGACAGAGAGCAUGAGAGGGAGGAGGGUCAGAGGGAGAAGCAGACUCCCUGCCGAGCAGGGAGCCCGAUGCGGGACUCGAUCCUGGGACUCCAGGAUCAUGACCUGAGCCAAAGGCAGUCGUUUUAACCAACUGAGCCACCCAGGUGCCCCUGUACUGGACAUCUUAACUCCUUGAAGUACGUCCUUCAUAUGGUAACAAUUGCCUUUCAAAGAUGAAAACUUUUAAAACCUCGUAAUUUACCUCUUAAAAAUAAAAAACUUGAGUUCAAGAAGAAAAAAGGUAGAUUCUAUUCUAGCUCAAGCUCAUACA
Messenger RNA from Mirounga angustirostris (Northern elephant seal), 5161 nucleotides. RefSeq names its product pre-mRNA processing factor 39 (gene PRPF39). The coding region runs from base 634 to 2280 and encodes 548 amino acids. Gene Ontology annotation, biological process: RNA processing; mRNA 5'-splice site recognition. NCBI's taxonomy places the organism in Eukaryota, Metazoa, Chordata, Mammalia, Carnivora, Phocidae. The transcript is spliced from 16 exons. Gene Ontology annotation, cellular component: U1 snRNP; commitment complex; U2-type prespliceosome. Gene Ontology annotation, molecular function: pre-mRNA 5'-splice site binding; protein binding. The record is from RefSeq and is a predicted model, not a curated record.